Messenger RNA from Plectropomus leopardus (leopard coralgrouper), 694 nucleotides. NCBI's taxonomy places the organism in Eukaryota, Metazoa, Chordata, Actinopteri, Perciformes, Serranidae. The record is from RefSeq and is a predicted model, not a curated record.
AUGGCUACACUGUGUGACACUAUUCCUGCUGACUUUAUCGGCAAAGCAGCCCUUCAGGAGAUUAAAGCCAAGGGCCUGAAGAGGAAGCUUUCCUACCUCACGCUGGAUACGGAUGAUAUCGACCCUGAGGGCAAUGAGACCAUCUGGUACAAUGGCAAGGUGGUCGGCAACACCACGUCCGGAGCCUACAGCUACAGCUCUCAGCAGAGCCUGGCCUUCGCCUACCUGCCUCUGGAACUGUGCUCGGUGGGCCAGAAGGUGGAGGUGGAGCUGCUGGGGAGGAAGUACCCCGCCAUGGUCAUCCAGGAGCCUUUAGUCCUCACGGAGCCCACACGGACCAGGCUGCAGAAGAAAGCAAAGGGAAAAGCAUAAAUAAGCUCAGACUGUCAGUUUCCCACCAGCUAAUGAAGAACGAUUUUACUGUGAUCAAUCAAUAAGAGUCUUAAAUGAAACAACAACAACAACAAAAAGAUGUAUGGUCCAUGUACUGAUCUGUUUGUGGCCAGUUUGUCAACUUCCUCUUCCUGUUUUGUCUCUGCAGGAGGGGGGAGUUGAGCAGUGCUAAGUGCAGCUCAUCAAUGUGUUUUUGAGCAACAGGGAAAUAGUAACCGUCCAUUUAAUGUUUUUGUGCCGCAAUGUCUUAAAGUGCUGGAAGAGUAGGCUAAUUGACGUUUUGUAAUCUAUGAAUGGAUGU